ACCACUCUCGCAUGCUCUCACCGCCGCGCAUGCUUGCUCUCUGUUCCCGACAUUCGGGCGCCUCCCGUCAACAUCUUCUUUCCCAACAAUGCCGGUGCCUCGAAGAAACUGUGCCUUCUCCCAAGCACCUAGCACCCAUCUCCUUGCCUUAGGCGUCCUUACCUCUGUCGCCCUUGCCUUGGCACCUACGUCCUCGCUUCUAGUGCCUGCCUCGCCUCUGGCACCUGUUUUGGCAUCUCUUUCCUCUUCUCAAUCUCUUGGGAAUGAGCCUUUUGAGUCUCUAAAAGCUCAGCCUAACUCUGCAUCUACUCUCAUGCAAGCAACCUCAGUCUCCAGCUUAGUAGCUCUAUCGCGAGUCGCCAAAAGCUCAGCCUAA
Molecule: messenger RNA, 376 nt
Organism: Ilex paraguariensis (yerba mate)
Lineage: Eukaryota; Viridiplantae; Streptophyta; Magnoliopsida; Aquifoliales; Aquifoliaceae
Source: the annotation of a GenBank genome assembly